AUGAAAAAAAUUAAAAAAAAGAUUUANUAUGCACUUGGUUGUGAUACAACAGCACCGUUUAUUAAUAGAACAUAUCCAGUUUGGAUAAGAUUUAUAGGUACAGGUGGUACUGAAUUGCCUUUACAAACACCUGCUAUGAAUCUAUGUGGUCCUGAAGGUACUGGUUGGUAUGAUGGUACAAUGCCAUCAUCAACGGGACAAGUUUUAAAUGGUACCGCAUGUUUUACAUGGUAUACUAGUGUAUGCCGAUUUUCUUCUAGUAUAAGUGUAGCAAAUUGUGGUUCAUUCUAUAUUUAUUAUUUACCUCCACCACCAGCAUGUAUGAUGCGUUAUUGUACUAUUUAA
Molecule: messenger RNA, 345 nt
Organism: Rotaria sp. Silwood2
Lineage: Eukaryota; Metazoa; Rotifera; Eurotatoria; Philodinida; Philodinidae
Source: the annotation of a GenBank genome assembly